Messenger RNA from Striga asiatica, 669 nucleotides. NCBI's taxonomy places the organism in Eukaryota, Viridiplantae, Streptophyta, Magnoliopsida, Lamiales, Orobanchaceae. The record is from the annotation of a GenBank genome assembly.
AUGUCAAUACUAAUCUCCAUUGAAAUUGCCAAAAUAUCUAAAAUCCAUAUAUAUAUAUACCUGAUUUUUCACCGGUGCGACAGCACCACGUUCUCUCCAGUCGAAAUCGGCCGGCAGAUCAUUGGUCGGCAAAAUCGGCGCCUUAUUAGCGUCGGAAGGGAGGCGGAGCCGCCUGUUGAGGCCAAGGAAUUGGCGGCUGAAUUCGCUCGGCGUCAGAUCGGAGAAUCGCGUGACGCCGUGGACGGCGGUGGGGUCGAGCUUCUGGUGCCGCCACGCGCGGCGCAAGUUAGCCUUGAAGAUCCCGAACCUGCGGUCGUGCUCCUCCUGCGUGGCGUACGACUUUCCGAAUUUCCUCUUGAAGAUCGCGAAGUGGUGGUCGGCGUUCAGCAGCGUGUUCUCGUCAACGGCCCCCAAAUCCUCGCCGUGAUCCACCACCUGCCGAAUCAGAAGAUCGCCGCUGUCGGCGGCGCCUCCGACCGCGUCGGCGUCUGCAUCGGCGUCGGAGUAGGUAAACGACGUCGCGAUGAGGAGGGAGAAAAGGAAGAUUUUGAACAAAAGCCGAAAGCGUCUAUGAGUGGGGGACGGUGGUUGAUAAACCAAUGGGAUGUGAACACGUAUGGAAAGGGAAGAUUGAAGCUUGAUCUACAACUUCUUGUCAAAACUUCCUAA